AUGCUUUUGCUCCGACGCCAGGUCGCGUCCGCUGCUUCUCCACUCUUGUGUUCUGUUCUGUUCAGCUCGCUCUUUAGCUCCACAGGCGCACGCCCCUUCGUUCCUCCCGUUACGGUUACGCCGGCCACUUCUCAGACCCCUCGACUUAGACAAAAGCUGUUUGUCUCGCCGAACGGACUGCGAAAUAACGCUCGUCGGGAGUAG
Molecule: messenger RNA, 204 nt
Organism: Caenorhabditis auriculariae
Lineage: Eukaryota; Metazoa; Nematoda; Chromadorea; Rhabditida; Rhabditidae
Source: the annotation of a GenBank genome assembly